Ixodes scapularis (black-legged tick) is the source of this 1524-nucleotide messenger RNA. RefSeq names its product acid-sensing ion channel 2-like. Gene Ontology annotation, cellular component: membrane. Lineage: Eukaryota; Metazoa; Arthropoda; Arachnida; Ixodida; Ixodidae. Bases 22 to 1506 code for a protein of 494 amino acids. The record is from RefSeq and is a predicted model, not a curated record. Gene Ontology annotation, biological process: sodium ion transmembrane transport. Gene Ontology annotation, molecular function: ligand-gated sodium channel activity. The transcript is spliced from 12 exons.
GUGAAGACGCAGCAGCGCUCGAUGGGCCUCCGCGCCGAGCUGCGAGAGGUGGUGACGUCGUACCGGCUGCUCUUCGACGAGUCCGGCCUGCCGGGCCUGCGCUUCGUGCUGGGCUUCCACCUGAACCCGCGGCGGCUGGCUUGGCUCGUCCUGUACGCCACUCUCUUCCUGCUCACCAUGCGGGACACGCACCGCCUGCUCGCAGAGUACUACGCCUACGAAGACCGCGUCAACCAGGAUAUCAUGGAGACGAAGCAGGUUCAGUUCCCGGCCGUCACCAUCUGCAACAUGAACCCGUGGAGGAAGUCCAUGGUCUGCAGCGAAGAAAGCUUCGUGAGCAAGUCUGCCAAGGCACUCAUUGACGAGCUCUGCAACAGCGUACCCAGGAACGUCACGAUGUCCGAAGAAGACUUGGUAACGACUCACAAGCUAAAGACGUGGAUCUCCGCUGAACAGCGCCGCAAUCUGAGUCGGGCAGAGCGGCUGGGCCACCAAAUCGAAGACAUGAUCAUUGAAUGCCAGGUUCCCGACGGAGACUGCCUCAACACACGGUUGUUGGAGCUUCGACUGGUGCCGCGUUACGGCAACUGCUACUGCUUGGGCUGCAACAGCAGUCGUUUCAGCUGGCCGUCAAUGCAAAUGUCAGAUCCUGACCAAGGUCUUCGAAUGUCGCUGAACAUGGAGCCCGAGGAGUUCCUUCCGCUGACCGUAGACGCGGGCUUCUACGUGAUGGUCAACCAGGCGGGCGUUCAGGAAGAGGUCUUCGACAACGCCGUCUACGUCCCGCCGGGAGCCACGACCUACAUCGGCGUCGUCAAGUCGACCUCCAAAAACCUCGAGCCCCCUUACAAGAACCCCUGCCAGAACGAUUGGCCCGAGGAGCUCAAGAAGUAUGUCGUCCCGGGAGUCGUGUAUACCAAACGAGCCUGCGACGAGUACUGCUAUCAAGUGCACAUCUUUGAGACGUGCGGCUGCCGCUCCUACAAUCAUAUCCGGGUCCUGGAGCCACGCGUCAUGGAAUCACCGGUCUGUCCCGACAUGCUAAAAGGUGACUGUGAAAGGGCGGUUGAAGCUCAGAUCCUCCAGAAACUUAUCACCUGCAAAUGUCUUACUGCGUGCGAGAUUCAUUACUACGACACCUUUCCGAGCAGUCUUGCUUGGGCUAGUCACCUGGUGAAACCAGAAUACACUCUACAGGAAGAAUCGCCGGAUCGGAAAAAAAUUCACGCCAGGAUUCAGAUCUACAUGAAGACCACCAAGGUUCUCUAUAGGCGCAAGGAGCCCAAGUCCACGGUAGCCAGUCUGUUCCGGAGCAUCGGCGGCCUGAUGGGCGUCUACUUGGGUUAUUCUUCGCUUCACAUCUUCCACGUGCUCGACGUUCUUGUCGACGGUGCCUGGUCCAGCCUCUCCAGGAUCCUGGCGCGAAGACGCCGCGACCGCGAAGCACGCCAGGAAUUUCACACUAAGUCCCUCGGCGAUGAAUAUGUACUGACCCGUUUUCAGUAAACUCUUCACUAUGUGCAA